This is a messenger RNA of Durio zibethinus, 1866 nucleotides long. RefSeq lists its product as uncharacterized. NCBI's taxonomy places the organism in Eukaryota, Viridiplantae, Streptophyta, Magnoliopsida, Malvales, Malvaceae. The record is from RefSeq and is a predicted model, not a curated record. Gene Ontology annotation, molecular function: protein binding. Gene Ontology annotation, cellular component: NuA4 histone acetyltransferase complex.
AAUUCAAAAAUUUUAUACCCUUUUUAAAUGAAUUUCAAAUUUCAUUAAAAAACCUAAAAAACCGCCUUUUGUUUUUGUUUCUGGGAAAUUUUUUUUAGGGUGGUUUUGGUUAACGUUCGCCGGAGGUGCUAGAGGGAAGAGCUAGGUGGUGGCUUUCUUGAUUUAAUUUAAUUUUCCGUUGGUGGGUCGUCGUCGUUGUUUUUAUUGAAAUAAUCGUGGCCGUACACGUGGACAUCGGAACGGAGAUGAUAACGGAGAGGUGGGGUACGUGGGAGGAGCUGUUGUUAGGAGGGGCAAUUCUCCGCCACGGUACCCGAGAUUGGAACCUCGUCGCUUCGGAGCUCCGAACCCGAACUGUUUCUCCUUUUGCUUUCACUCCCGAGGUUUGUAAAGCUAAGUAUGAGGAUUUGCAGUGCCGUUACUCAGGUUGCAAAGCUUGGUUUGAGGAGUUACGUAAACAACGAAUGGCAGAGCUGAGGCAAGCUUUAGAGCAAUCUGAAGAUUCAAUUGGAUCGCUGGAAUCAAAGCUUGAAAGCUUAAAGGCUGAGAAAACAGAUUAUUCGAGGGUUGAUUAUGAUUCCAGUCAGACAGAAUCAGCACUACCAUGUCAUAAAUCUGAGGGAGUUGAAUUUUCCAGUAAGAACACAUAUAAGGAUGGCCUCUCUGCUGGUAGUUUCACACAGGAAGCUGAGACAAUCUGGGCACCAGAUUUUCAGAUUCCAGCUGCAGUGCCUACUGAGAUGGAUUCCAAGCCAGGAGGAGAUUCACUGACCUCCGAGGGGGAGAAAAUUUCAAGCAUUGAUAAGUUGGCAUAUACUUUCUCUGGAGGACAGUUGCAGAGUAUAAGAAAGAGGAGGGGAAAGAGAAAGAGAAAAGAUUGCAGUAAGGAUGCCAAAGAAGGGAGUGUUGGAGAAAGUGUGUUUCUAGGCCCAUCUGAUGUUGCAAGUGCCUCACGUUGCAAAGAAACUUCAACUAGCAACUCUGCUCAGAUUGCCAGAUCUUCAGGUGUUGAGGAUCAGUGCAGAGGUUCAGGCAAGGAAGUGACUGAUGAUAUAAUAGGAAUAUUCAGUUCUGUAGCAGAGAAUGACUGUGCUUCUGUCUUUCGACGAAGGCUUGAUAGCCAGAAAAGAGGAAGAUACAAGAAAAUGAUCCUACGGCAUAUGGAUUUUGACACCAUAAGAUCAAGAAUAGCCAGUAAUUCCAUCAUGUCUGUUAGAGAACUCUUUCGUGAUAUGUUAUUAGUUGCCAACAAUGCCUUGGUUUUUUAUUCCAAGAAUACACGUGAAUAUAAAUCUGCACUACUUCUGAGACAUAUUGUCACUGCAACAUUGCGGCAACAUUUUAAGGAGUAUGGAGGUAAGGUUCCUAUCACCACCUUUAACUCCGGCAGACCUAUGCAUAAGCCUACUGCCAAGCCCCGAAGCAUUCGCCAUGAUAAUCAGAAACUGCCAGGAAACGCAUCCAACAAUAAGAAUCCAGUAGUCGGGUAUUCUCAUGGGAGUAAAAAGAGAACUAAUGCAGAAUCUACUCCAUCAGUGGAGUCCGUAGCUGUGACAAAGAAAGGUUCAGCUCCUCGGCCAAGAAAAGUGGACCAGGGACGCUCUGGUCAAAAGUCCGAAAGUCCAACAAAAGGAAGAAAGACAACUCGAGCUCGGUGAUCAUGUAGUAUAAUGUAUAUUGAUCUUUUUGUUUUUAAUUAUAAAACCAGUUGUAGCUCCAUGUUCUAAAUGUAGGAAAAUGUCUAUAGUCAUCCUGUGUAAAAGUUUUCUCCGUUUGGAUGUACAUUUGUAGAACUGCACUGUAACUUGUAACACUAACACAUGAAACCAAAAAAAAAAAAAAAAGGAAACCCUUCUUGAUGUACAA